Molecule: messenger RNA, 1311 nt
Organism: Triticum dicoccoides
Lineage: Eukaryota; Viridiplantae; Streptophyta; Magnoliopsida; Poales; Poaceae
Product: probable serine acetyltransferase 1
Exons: 1
Coding region: 71-982 (303 amino acids)
Cellular component (GO): cytoplasm
Molecular function (GO): L-serine O-acetyltransferase activity
Source: RefSeq, a predicted model, not a curated record
CGGCACCCAAUAGUCACCGCCCUCACAAGCCAACUGCCCAGACGCCAUCGACGCGACGACGACGACGACGAUGACGGCGGGUCAGCCCCUCCGCGCCGAUCCCCAGCAGCGCCGCCACAGCCUGCCGGCCCUCCACCCCGCCGUCGUGCCUUCCUACCCGCCCCCGGAGUCCGACAACGACGAGUCCUGGGUCUGGUCCCAGAUCAAGGCCGAGGCGCGCCGCGACGCCGACGCCGAGCCGGCGCUCGCCUCCUUCCUCUACGCCACCGUGCUCUCUCACCCGUCGCUCGAGCGCUCCCUCUCCUUCCACCUCGCCAACAAGCUCUGCUCCUCCACCCUCCUCUCCACGCUCCUCUACGACCUCUUCGUCGGCUCCCUCGCCGCGCACCCCACCAUCCGCGCCGCCGCCGUCGCCGACCUCCUCGCCGUGCGCUCACGGGAUCCCGCCUGCGCCGGCUUCUCCCACUGCCUCCUCAACUACAAGGGCUUCCUCGCCGUCCAGGCCCACCGCGUCGCGCACGUCCUCUGGGCGCAGAACCGCCGCGCCCUCGCGCUCGCGCUCCAGUCCCGGGUCGCCGAGGUCUUCGCCGUCGACAUCCACCCGGCCGCCGCCAUCGGCAAGGGCAUCCUCCUGGACCACGCCACCGGGGUCGUCAUAGGCGAGACCGCCGUCGUCGGCGACAACGUCUCAAUCCUCCACCACGUCACGCUGGGCGGGACCGGCAAGGCGGUGGGCGACCGGCACCCCAAGAUCGGGGACGGUGUUCUGAUUGGCGCCGGGGCGACGAUCCUGGGCAACGUGCUGAUUGGCGCCGGGGCCAAGAUCGGUGCCGGGUCGGUGGUGCUCAUCGAUGUGCCGCCGAGGAGCACCGCGGUGGGGAACCCCGCAAGGCUGAUCGGCGGGAAGAAGGGCGACGACAUGCCUGGGGAGUCCAUGGACCAUACCUCCUUCAUACAGCAGUGGUCAGACUACACCAUUUGAGACAUUGAGCAGAGCAAGAUGCCACUGUCCUCCUCUGUAACCUAUAAUACUGAACUGGUGCUGGUCUCAAAGUUGUUCUUACUAUAAGAUCUGCCUCCGGUGAGGAGAAGUGAACCAUACCGUACAUUGCCAUGCUCAACCCCGACAAAUGUACUGAACUGAAAGCACCCUAUACCUGUAAUUUUGCGAGAUGCAAUGGUCAUUAUUCAGAUUGGCAUCCUUGAGGUUUUGUAAUACUCGCAUAGAUAGUUUUGAGGACAUAGUUGCUGUUGGUACUUGGAACAAAUUAAAUUGCUCGUGUCCGGACAAAUGUGCUGAAACUUCUUUCU